AUGGGUGUCUUGAGCUGCAUGAAGUACCUGAUGUUCAUCUUCAACGUCCUGGUGUUUUUCUUCAUCCUCGUGACCCUCGUCUUCGUCACGCAGCUCGUCGGGGCCGUUCUCUUCCUGGUGCACUGGAAACAGAUCCAGCCAGAGAUCUUCCUGUCUGAGCUGCAGAGGAACUAUCGCGGGGACGAGGGUGCUGAGGUCUUCUCCACCGCUUGGAACACCCUCAUGGUCACGCAUGUUGAUGGCAUUUCCCUUCUGUUCCAGUUCUCCUGUUGUGGCGUUUUAGGACCUGAAGACUUUGGGAACGGCUCCCGCUUCCAGGAGUUGCACCCAGGGACGCCCUGGCCGCAGGCUUGCUGUGCCCGAGACGGGGUCCUGCAGGCGGGCGAGCUGCUGAGCUGGGAGCAGUGCCAGGACAGGAGCCCUGGCUACAUCCACGAGCAGGGCUGCUUCUCCACCUUCGGCAGGACCUUGCAGAAGUACACCUCUGUCCCUGGGGCUUGCAGCUUGGCCGUGCUGGGCAUCGAGAUCUUUGCCAUGUUCUUUGCCUUUUGCCUUUAUUACAACUUCGACUGA
Molecule: messenger RNA, 573 nt
Organism: Mesitornis unicolor (brown roatelo)
Lineage: Eukaryota; Metazoa; Chordata; Aves; Mesitornithiformes; Mesitornithidae
Product: tetraspanin-18-like
Exons: 6
Coding region: 1-573 (190 amino acids)
Cellular component (GO): membrane
Source: RefSeq, a predicted model, not a curated record